This is a messenger RNA of Postia placenta MAD-698-R-SB12, 633 nucleotides long. RefSeq lists its product as hypothetical. NCBI's taxonomy places the organism in Eukaryota, Fungi, Basidiomycota, Agaricomycetes, Polyporales, Adustoporiaceae. The record is from RefSeq and is a predicted model, not a curated record. The annotation marks the transcript as partial. The transcript has a single exon.
GAGGCAGCGAGUUGGCUCCGUGAACGGGAUGUAAUGCCCAAAUUCAUCUCUUUCUAUGAUGGCGGGAACAGUGUUGCCAAAGGCAACAAAUACCCCAUCAUCGUUGAGUUCGUAUCUACUGACUUUGACCCUUCUAGCGAGCAUGAGGUCCGAAAAAUUGAGACUGACUCCGCACUCAUGGCGCACGCCAUUCAAGCCACCCGAUGGCUCAAGCCAACCAACCGACGACGCCCCUUCCAAGCUGUUGCGCAUCUGUUCAUGUCGUUUGGCUCCCCUGAGGAUGCUAACACAGCCAUACGUGAUGGACUAAUCGUCGAAGGUAAACGUGUAUGGGCUCGUAAACUACUCCCCGAACCAAGGCAUUGCCUACGAUGCCACCAGAUAGGAUCAAACCACCUCGCGGCAGAUUGUCCAAAAGAGCGAGACACUUGCGGGACAUGCGGUAAGGAACAUCGCACAGCCGAAUGCACGGUGCGAUCACGCGAAGACAGAUACUGUGUCAACUGCGAGGCAGCAGGACAUGGAGCAUGGGAUUGCGCAUGCCCCACUUUCCGGGCUAAAUACGCCACCUUUGCUCGAAACCGCCCAGAGGAUGAGUACUGUUAUUACCCUACCUCCGAUCCUCGCACAUGG